Fonsecaea nubica is the source of this 1380-nucleotide messenger RNA. RefSeq lists its product as hypothetical. The coding region runs from base 1 to 1380 and encodes 459 amino acids. The record is from RefSeq and is a predicted model, not a curated record. Lineage: Eukaryota; Fungi; Ascomycota; Eurotiomycetes; Chaetothyriales; Herpotrichiellaceae. Gene Ontology annotation, cellular component: fungal-type vacuole membrane. The transcript has 2 exons. Gene Ontology annotation, biological process: transmembrane transport. Gene Ontology annotation, molecular function: transmembrane transporter activity.
AUGAGCUCUUCGACCAUCCUCGAAGAUGACACGGAGGAGAAACACUUGUCGGCCUCGAGGCCAGAGAUAAUCCGAGUCCAGUCGAACGUGGAAAAGGCUAUUGACGCAGAGGCAAAUGUCAACAUCACACUCGCUUCAGAUCAGGCACCUUUGGGCGAGGGAGAUCGUGUCGACCCGGGGCCCCCUCCAAAUGGUGGCUUUACUGCGUGGAUGCAAGUGGUCGGCUCCUUCUUCCUCUUCUUCAAUUCCUGGGGUACUGUCAAUGCCUUUGGCGUUUUCCAAACCUAUUACGAGACGAACCCGCUAUGGCAUGCUUCACCGAGCGAUAUCUCGUGGAUCGGGUCCAUUCAAGCCUUCCUGCUGCUGCUCGUCGGGCUGGUGUCAGGUCCCUUGUAUGAUUCGGGCUACUUUCGAGAGCUGAUCACGAUCGGGGCGAUUCUCGUGCCCUUGGGGUUCAUGAUGACCUCGCUGGCCAAGGAGUAUUGGCAGACGAUGCUGGCCCAGGCAUUCUGCGUCGGCGUCGGCAACGGGUGCGUCUUCGUCCCCUCGGUCGCCAUCCUCCCCCAGUACUUCUCCUCGCGCAAGGCCCUGGCCAACGGGCUAGCCGCGUCCGGCUCAAGCCUAGGCGGUCUGAUCUACCCGAUCGUGUUCCGGCGCAUGCAGCAGGAAGUCGGGUUUGCGUGGGCGACGCGCACCAUCGGCUUCAUCUCGUUGGUGACGGUGUGGUUCUCGGUGCUGGUGAUGAAGCCGCGCGUCCUGCCGAAGCAAAGGCGGCCGUUGACCGACCUCGCCGCGUUCAGAGAGCUGCCUUAUGUGCUCUUCUGCGUCAGCAUGUUCUUUGGCUUCGUCGGCCUGUACGGACCUCUGUACUACAUCGGUCCGUACGCGAUCCAGAACCACAUCACGGGCGAGAACCUGGGCUUCUACCUGCUCCCCAUCAUCAACGCGGCCAGCAUCCUCGGCCGUAUCAUCCCCAAUAUCUUCGCCGACAGGAUCGGCCCCUUGAACGUGCUGGUCCCCUGCGCCAUCAUCGCGGCCGUGCUGGCCCUGGCGUGGAUCGGCAUCAAGUCCCUCGGCGGCCUCCUUGCCUUUGCCCUCAUCUACGGCUUCUUCAGCGGCGGCUUCGUCUCGCUGCCCCCGGUCGCCAUCGUCACCCUGACUCGCGACAUGAGCAAGAUCGGCACCCGCAUGGGCCAGUGUUUCUUCAUCAGCGCCUUCGGCCUCCUCGUCGGCACCCCGGUCUCGGGCGCCAUCCUCAAGGGCACCGGCGAGUGGUUGGGCGUGCAGCUUUGGAGCGGCGCCGCCAUCCUUGUCACCGGGGCUUUGAUGCUCUGGGCCCGUGUGUCCGUCGCCGGCUGGGCUCCUUUUAAACGUGUCUGA